AUGCGUCUACCAUUUAUUCCCUGCCGAAUGGACUUGUACAUAGCUCAGGCCCUAACCAAGGUCUUUCGAUGUACACCAGCAUGCACCAUCCCCCAAGUUCAAGGCGAAGCCAAGAUUGAGAACCGCUGCUACAAACCCUUACUUCUCCAACGGGCAUCUCAGUCAACAUUAGAAUGGUCCGAACAGCAGAUUAGGGCAGCUUCUGGUUUAGAGGAACUGCUGCGAAUCACACACUUUGAGGACUGGAAGCUGUGGAGAUGCCGAAUGAAGCUCAAAAGUGUGACCAGCACAGACUCUCGCUCAGCAUCCCAUCGGGCCACCAGGUUUGCGGCAACUUUCUAUGACAUUGAAACCCUAAAAGUGAUAGAUGAGGAAUGGCAGCGGACCCAGUGCAGCCCCCGAGAGACGUGCGUGGAGGUGGCCAGCGAGCUGGGGAGGAGCACUGACACCUUCUUCAAGCCGCCCUGUGUGAACGUGUUCCGGUGCGGCGGCUGCUGCAAUGAAGAGAGCCUCGUCUGUAUGAACACCAGCACCUCCUACGUUUCUAAGCAGCUCUUUGAGAUAUCAGUGCCUUUGACUUCAGUACCUGAAUUAGUGCCUGUUAAAGUUGCCAACCAUACAGGUUGUAAGUGCUUGCCAACGGCUCCGCGCCACCCAUACUCCAUUAUCAGAAGAUCCAUCCAGAUCCCAGAAGAAGAUCACUGUUCCCAUUCUAAGAAACUCUGUCCUAUUGACAUGCUGUGGGAUGGCGACAAAUGUAAAUGUGUUUUACAGGAGGAGAAUCCACUUGUUGGAAUGGAAGACCACUCUCAUCUCCAGGAACUGGCUCUCUGCGGGCCGCACAUGAAGUUUGACGAAGAUCGUUGUGAGUGUGUCUGUAAGACGCUGUGUCCCAGAGAUCUCAUCCAGCACCCAGAAAACUGCAGUUGCAUGGAGUGCAGAGAGACCCUGGAGAGCUGCUGCCAGAAGCACAAGAUAUUUCACGCAGAAACCUGCAGCUGUGAGGACAGAUGUCCCUCUCACACCAGAACAUGUGCAAAUGGAAAACCAGCAUGUGCAAAGCAUUGCCGCUUUCUAAAGAAGAAGGCUGCCUGUGGGCUCCACGGUCAAGACAAUCCUUGACUCAAAUUUGUUCCUAAGUUCCCCAUCCCUGACAUUUUAAACAGCAUGCUGCUUUGCCAAGCUGCUGUCACUUUUUUUCCCCCCAGGUACUACAAAAAAAUCCAUUUUACGCAGUCCCACGGUGACUCCAGAUCACCCUUCCAUUGCACACCAGCUGAGGAUUCCCUGGUUCACUGACAGAUGUCUUCCAACUGAGAUGGCCCUGCAUACAGAGAAUGGAGAGGAGGGGACCUGUGUAAACACUUUUUCUUUCUUUCUUUCUUUUUUUUUUUUUUUUGGUGAAUGAAAAGGGUCUGAUCAUCCUAGAAUCAGAGGGGCCAUAUAAUUGAUUACUCCAAGCCCAUGAGGCAAUUUUAUAGUCUCCAAGUCCUUUGCUAAUGCAACUCUCUUGUGAACCAUUCUGACUCUUUAUUAUGCAGAUUUUGAUUUGUAGGAUCAGCCCUGAUUUUCUGAUUACUGUCCAGCUUGUAGU
This is a messenger RNA of Callorhinus ursinus (northern fur seal), 1594 nucleotides long. The record is from RefSeq and is a predicted model, not a curated record. NCBI's taxonomy places the organism in Eukaryota, Metazoa, Chordata, Mammalia, Carnivora, Otariidae.